GUUCGAUGUUGAAUUCUCAAAAAAAUAAGGAGUAAAAAGAAAAAACCUCAAGACUGGAAAACCUUAAGCAAAAGGGGAAGAUUCUGCCCCCAAGUGCUCCCCACCUUCGUCAUUCUGUUCCAGCGAUUAGCUCAACGCUUCAUAACAUACCGAUUCACCAAAUAUUUACAUACAAUAGAUUCGUUCAAUUGCAGAUCUGAAGAAUGGUGAGAGGAUUGCUACGCAAGCUCGCCGGACGAUCGCUUUCCGUCGCCGGAAAGUGGCAACAGCAACAGCUCCGCCGCCUCAACAUCCAUGAAUACCAAGGUGCCGAGUUGAUGGGGAAGCAUGGAAUCAAUGUCCCACGAGGUGUUGCCAUUGGCUCCAUUGGAGAAGUGAAGAAGGCAAUUCAAGAUUUAUUCCCCAAUCAAAAUGAGAUUGUUGUGAAAUCUCAAGUGCUUGCUGGUGGAAGGGGCUUGGGAACAUUCAAAAAUGGAUUUCAAGGUGGUGUUCAUAUUGUGAAGGCUGAUCAAGCCGAAGAUGUAGCAGGAAAGAUGCUUGGGCAGAUACUUGUUACUAAACAAACUGGGCCCCAGGGGAAAAUUGUCAGCAAGGUUUAUCUGUGUGAAAAACUGUCAUUGGUUAAUGAGAUGUACUUCUCCAUUAUUCUUGAUCGUGCAACUGCUGGUCCUCUUAUUAUUGCCUGCAGAAAGGGAGGAACAAGUAUUGAGGACCUGGCUGAAAAGUUUCCUGAUAUGAUUAUAAAGGUACCUAUAGAUGUUUUUAAAGGCAUUACAGACAGUGAUGCAGCAAAGGUUGUUGAUGGUUUGGCCCCUAAAGUUGCUGACAGAAACGAUUCAAUUGAACAAGUGAAGAAGUUGUACAAUCUUUUUUGUCAAUGUGACUGCACAUUAUUGGAGAUCAAUCCCCUUGCCGAAACAUCUGAUAAAAAGUUAGUAGCUGCCGAUGCCAAAAUGAAUUUUGAUGAUAAUGCUGCGUACCGUCAAAAGGAAUUAUUUUCCCUACGUGAUUCAUCACAAGAGGAUCCCCGUGAGGUUGCAGCUGCGAAAGCUGACUUGAAUUACAUUGGCUUAGAUGGAGAAAUUGGUUGCAUGGUAAAUGGUGCUGGGCUGGCGAUGGCUACUAUGGACAUAAUUAAACUACAUGGUGGAACUCCAGCAAACUUCCUUGAUGUUGGCGGGAAUGCCAGCGAAGGCCAGGUUGUGGAGGCUUUUAAAAUCUUGACCUCAGACGAAAAGGUGAAAGCAAUUAUGGUGAACAUAUUUGGAGGAAUCAUGAAAUGCGAUGUAAUAGCCAGUGGAAUAGUAAAUGCUGCAAAACAGGUUCAACUGAAAGUACCAGUGGUUGUUCGUCUUGAAGGAACUAAUGUGGACCAAGGCAAGAGGAUUCUCAAGGAAAGUGGCAUGAAACUCAUCACUGCAGAAGAUCUUGACGAUGCAGCCGAGAAAGCUGUUAAAGCAGCCUCUAGUAGUUAAAUGAAUCCCAUAUCGGCUUAUUGCUUGGUGAGUGAUUAAAUGUCUGAAUGCAUACAAUAACAAACACAACACAUUAGGAAAAUAGUAAUUUGGGUGUGCUUUUCCAUGAUAUUAUUUAAUAAGCCUAGUUUUUGUUCAACUAAUGGUCAAUGCCCCCUUUGGUCUGGGCUUUUUUGUCAAUGUUCUUGGAAUUGCAAAGAUGAAAGUUAUCUUUUGUGUUCCUCCUUAAUUCUUAUCAAGGGGAAUGACGUCUUAUUAUUUGAACGUUUAGUUUAGUCUUUUGUACAGUAUUUUGUUUGUUCCUUACAACUAAAGUAGAGUCUUAGGG
Cuscuta campestris is the source of this 1803-nucleotide messenger RNA. The record is from the annotation of a GenBank genome assembly. NCBI's taxonomy places the organism in Eukaryota, Viridiplantae, Streptophyta, Magnoliopsida, Solanales, Convolvulaceae.